This is a messenger RNA of Tauraco erythrolophus (red-crested turaco), 534 nucleotides long. NCBI's taxonomy places the organism in Eukaryota, Metazoa, Chordata, Aves, Musophagiformes, Musophagidae. The record is from RefSeq and is a predicted model, not a curated record.
AUGCCUGUGAUGAUUUGUUUUCUGUCUGCUUACUUAGUCUCUACUCUAUUUGAGCAGUUUACAAAUGGUACUGGAUUUAGAGUUACAGUUCCAUAUCUAGAGAGCUACUGCCCAAGCUUGGGUCCUGUCUUUGCUCUGUUUGUACCAUUUUAUUCCUCCAUUCCAAGAGUGCAAGUGACACAAGUAUUGGGCCACUUUUCUAUCACAAACAAGACACUGGUCUAUAUACUGGGUUUACAGCUCUUAACCUCUGGUUCCUACAUCUGGAUUUUAGCCUUAAGUGGAUUGGUUUCUGGGAUUUGCUACAAUAGCAGUAUAUUAAAAGUUCAUCGAAUUCUUUGUGUACCCAGCUGGGUAGCAAAGAUAUUUUCUUGGACUCUUGAACCAAUCUUCUCAUCUGCGGAACCAACGAACGAAGUUCGAGUGGGAAUGGGAGCAACAGUUGACAUCCAGAGGCAGCAGAGAAUGGAGUUACUGGAUCGUCAAAUCAUGAUGUCUCAGGUUGCCCAAAUGAGACGGCAAAGGCAGCAGCAG